AUGCCGUCCAAAACUAAUGGUCAAGAUUUUGAAGAGGAGUGGAGUAAAAUCAAAAAUGGCGAAUUGAUAAUCAAGUGGUAUUAUUUCCCAACUGCAACCAACUUGCAUGUUAAAAUCGCGGAUAUCAAAGCAAUGAAAGUUUCCUGUCAAUUGAGGCAUUAUGCAAAAAACUGGGGUGCGGAUUCAUGGACAUGGUGGUCAUGCGAUAUGAAACGAAAUUUCCGAUCAAAACCUGAUGGGUUUUAUAAUGUUUGGGUUGACACCGGAGAAACAUUCAAAAAGGGAUUCACAGUUCGCGACGUAAGAUCGUUUGUUCUGGCAAUUCGCAAGUAUUCAGCACCAGAUCUGCAAAUUAUUUUCCGUGAUUGA
Caenorhabditis bovis is the source of this 369-nucleotide messenger RNA. NCBI's taxonomy places the organism in Eukaryota, Metazoa, Nematoda, Chromadorea, Rhabditida, Rhabditidae. The record is from the annotation of a GenBank genome assembly.